Messenger RNA from Oppiella nova, 310 nucleotides. NCBI's taxonomy places the organism in Eukaryota, Metazoa, Arthropoda, Arachnida, Sarcoptiformes, Oppiidae. The record is from the annotation of a GenBank genome assembly.
UCUAUUCAGUGAUAUACCCAUAGCGGCGGCAACCCUUCAAAUGACACCAAUAGACUGGUCCUAUCAAACUGAACCUCAAGAAGCCUCCUGUUUUGGACUCAUUAACCGCCGGAGUCGUUGGCCUAGGGGUCGAGUGCUCGGGGGGUCAUCUGUGCUUAACUACAUGUUAUAUAUAAGAGGCAAUAGUCGUGAUUAUGAUGGUUGGGCUCAGAACGGAGCCUAUGGCUGGUCUUGGGAUGAAGUUCUGCCUUAUUUCAUAAAAUCAGAGGACAAUCGCGACCCAAGUAUUGCCUACAAUGAGAUCAUGUGA